Dicrocoelium dendriticum is the source of this 1421-nucleotide messenger RNA. The record is from the annotation of a GenBank genome assembly. NCBI's taxonomy places the organism in Eukaryota, Metazoa, Platyhelminthes, Trematoda, Plagiorchiida, Dicrocoeliidae.
UACAACGACAUGCUGUGUGCCACAGCGAAUGUCUACCUCAGUUGGGCUGCUGGGGUCCGGGCUCCGAUAUGUGCCGCCAUUGUUGCAAUCUCCUAGCUGGAGAUCAUUGCGUCUCUGAGUGUACAGAUAUACCGGGCUUUUAUGAAGUUCCCGACCUUGCGGCUGGCAAGCUCAGGCUAUCGACGCCUUCCGGGUCCACGCCACAGCCAUUUUGUCGAACUCUUCCACUGAACCAAUCACAGAUUGAUAUCCUCAACGAUGCUGUAGUUCGUGAAACAAAGUUGCCACCGAAGAGAUGCGGCGUAUGUCAUGAAGAAUGUGCAGAAACUUGUUACGGUCCAGGAGCAAAUGAGUGCAAGGGUGCAUGCAAGCAUUUUCAAGACGGGGACUACUGUGUCCGGGAGUGCCCUAGAGAAAAGUACGCCGAACAGGGCACCAACCGUUGUCUACCGUGCAAUGCGACAUGCACGCAAGCAUUCGUCGCCCCGGAAACACGAUUAUGCAGUGGCCCAGGGGACUAUCUCGGCUUGGGUGGGUGCACCGCAUGCUGGACCGUUUUGCAAAGCAAGGAAACCAAUAGGUUCCACUGUUUGAUCAAUGAUUGUCCAGCAAGCCACUACACGGAGUCACACAAAACAUUAGAUUUUGUGGAAGCGAAUCGUAUCAGCAUUUCUCAAGAGGCCAAACAGGUGGCUCUAGCUACCACAGAAGCUGGAGGGAUGAUCCGCGUGUGCAAGCCAUGUCACCCGUUCUGCGACGUGUGCACUGCAAACGGAACCCACAUGUCUAUCUGUCACAGUUGCCUACACUGGUGGUUUCGGGUGGAGUGCGUCAAGGAAUGUCCUCCGGCUGAAACAUACACUAUCAAAGCCAAUGAAACGGAAGACAUUACAAAUGAAACUGCCAUGGGACAACCAUCGAUUGAAGAGUUGAAUCAGCGUGACCGCCGAUCUAGCGAAGAGAAAACGAAAUCAGGCCCCAUUAGGGACACCCAUGCAGAGUCUCUGUUAUUACUUCCUGGUGCUAUUGAUCAGAAGCACUGCCUUCUGUGUCAUGAAGAGUGUAUACAGGGCUGCUCAGGGCCUGGUCCGGAACACUGUGUCAGGUGUCGGAAUUACAAAAUCAUCAUUGAUGGGGAGAAAAACACGUUCGUUUGCAACUCGUCCUGUCCGGACGACAAGCCUCAUAUGUUUCAUGGCAUGUGUUUGGACUCACAGCAGUUCUCCAAACUCUCUGGCCGAUCAGCGAAAGAAUUACGAGACCGCAUUCUUAUUGGAGUUGCUGUCGCAGUGAUUCUCCUCAUUUUGUUGGUGACGACAAUUUUGGCUAUGUGCCUGAAGCGCAGGGCAGAAUCGGAGCGGACGCGAGAGAAAUUGUUCUCCGCCUAUACAAACUUACAUGAAGCUGAACGAGUGAGUUAA